CUCGGGGGCCGGCUGUGUAGCGCGCCUGGUGGUUAUGGCUCGCGGGGCUGCCAGGGGGGCCCGGCGCAGAGUCCGGGGCGCGCCGCCGGUCAUGGCGCGGGGCCGCUCGGCAGAGGACUGGUGGUGGGAUCGGCUGGCUCCGAGCGGCUCCGGGUACCACCUGCUGCAGGCGGACAGCAUGCUGCUGGUGCUGCCCGGCCCGGGGCCCGCCCGCGCCCGCACGCACAGGCGCGCUGCCCGCCGAGCUCAGCGGCUGCGGCCCCCGGGGACCUGCGCCGUGGCAGCCAAAGCCAAGCCCAGACCCGCGCCCGCCCCUGAGGCGCCGCAGGGGCCCGACGCGGGCUGGGGCGACCGCAUUCCCUUGGAAAUCCUGCUGCAGAUUUUCGGGCUGCUGGUGGCGACCGAUGGGCCCAUGCCCUUCCUCGGCAGGGCUGCACGCGUGUGCCGCCGCUGGCACGAGGCCGCCUCCCAGCCCGCGCUCUGGCACACCGUGACCCUGUCUCCUCCGCUGGCUGGCCGCCCCGCCCUUGGCGAGGCCAAGGCCGAGAAGAAGCUCCUUGCAUCCCUGGAGUGGCUUAUGCCCACUCGGGUGGGGAGGACGCCGACAGAAGGGGCAGUGUGGGAACACUUUGCAGCUCUGCUUCUGCUGUCGGCCCAGGUUCUCACAGCUCCAGAGGCUGACCCUCAUCCACUGGAAGUCCCAGGUACACCCCGUGUUGAAGGUGAGAGCUCGAGGCUGCCCUGCCUACCAGCCGUGACACUCUCGGGUUGCCCAGGACUUCCAGGGAGUGGGUCAGGCACCCUGGAGCCCACCGCUGCCCCAUGGGGAUGCCUGCCUGGUUCUCCUUUCCUGUUGUCUCCUCCAGCAGGGAGGUGUCAGAGAUGGGAGCACCUAAGUGGGCCUGGCAUGGGCAGAAAGGAGGUCAUAGCUGAGGCAGUAAAAUGGGGUUGGCACGAGCCAUUGGUUUCUUUCCUUUAUGGACCACAGCCUGCCCUCCCCCAAUUCUGGCUGACUCUCUGUCUUCCACAGCUGGUUAGCGAGUCCUGUCCUCGGCUCACCUUCCUCAAGCUUUCUGAUUGCCAUGGUGUGACCCCUGACACUCUGAUCAUGCUAGCCAAAUCCUGCCCCCAGCUCCACAGCCUGGACAUACAGCACUCCAUGGUGGAGUCCACGGCUGUGGUAAGCUUCUUGGAGGAGGCAGGCCCCCGAAUGCAAAAGCUGUGGCUGACUUACAGCUCCCAGACAACAGCCAUCUUGGGUGCGCUGCUGGGCAGCUGCUGCCCCCAGCUCCAGGUCCUGGAGGUGAGCACCGGCAUCAACCGCAACAGCACUCCGCUCCAGCUGCCUGUUGAGGCCCUGCAGCAAGGCUGCCCUCAGCUGCAGGUGCUGCGGCUGCUAAACCUGAUGUGGCUGCCUAAGCCUUCCGGGCGAGUGGUGACUCCUGGCCCAGGCUUCCCGGGCCUCGAGGAGCUCUGCCUCGCCAGCUCCACCUGCAACUUUGUGAGCAAUGAGGUCCUGGGCCGCUUGCUCCAUGGCUCCCCUAACCUGCGCCUGUUGGAUCUUCGUGGCUGUGCUCGCAUCACGCCUGCUGGCCUGCGUGAUCUGCCAUGUCAGGAGCUGGAGCAGCUUCACCUGGGCUUGUACGGCAUGUCGGACCGGCUGACUCUAGUUAAGGAGGGCAGCGCCCUAUUGACCCAGAAGUGGUGCCACACGCUGAGGGAACUGGACUUGAGUGGCCAGGGUUUCAGCGAGAAGGACCUGGAUCACGCCCUAGCUGCCUUUUCAGGCAUCCCUGGGGGCUCACGCCCAGCCCUGUGCUCCCUCAACCUCAGGGGCACCCGGGUCACACCAAGCACUGUCAGCUCUGUGAUCAGCAGCUGUCCAGGCCUGCUGUACCUCAACCUGGAGUCCUGCCGCUGCCUUCCCCGGGGCUUGAAGCGGGCCUAUCGGGGCCCAGAGGAAGUGCAGUGGUGCCUGGAGCAGCUGCUCACCAGCCUCCCGUCCCUCAGCUAGGCAGCUCCAGACCCCAGACCCCUGGGCCAGCGAGCCCUGCCCUGCUCCCUUUCCCAGUUUUGGAUCUUUGAGCAUUUUGUUAUAAUAAAACAUUUUCAGGAA
Molecule: messenger RNA, 2116 nt
Organism: Equus caballus (horse)
Lineage: Eukaryota; Metazoa; Chordata; Mammalia; Perissodactyla; Equidae
Gene: FBXL6
Product: F-box and leucine rich repeat protein 6
Biological process (GO): regulation of cell cycle; SCF-dependent proteasomal ubiquitin-dependent protein catabolic process; G2/M transition of mitotic cell cycle
Cellular component (GO): SCF ubiquitin ligase complex; cytosol; nucleus
Molecular function (GO): protein binding
Source: RefSeq, a predicted model, not a curated record